UGCGCAUGUCCGAUCGACUAAGCGCAAAUCUGUCUCUAAAAUGGCUACCGCUAGCCUCCUCCGAAAGCUCCUCGUCCUCCUGACGUUUCUAUGGCCCAGUGAAGUUCGGGGCGUGACGUUAAAAUCAGACGAAGUCUCACCCUGGACUAAUGAAUUUGAAACUGUGGAGCUCUCCUGUGUCAUCGAGUCGAUAUCCAGCAGAAGUCCUCGGAUCGAAUGGAAGAAGAUUAAAGAUGGAAACCCAAGCUACGUCUUCUUCCACGGCAGAAUCUCAGGGGACCUGGAAAACCGAGCUCGCUUAAGAGAACCCGCCUCACUGGUCAUUGAGAACGCCAGUCGCACGGACUCGGCGCAGUACCGGUGUGAGGUCACCGCCCCUGAAGACCAGCGCAGCUUCGCUGAGCUGCUCAUCAACCUGGUGGUCCGAGUGAGGCCGGUCAUGCCCAAAUGUGCCGUUCCGGCUGCGGUCCCCGUCGGAAAACCAGCAGAAUUCCGAUGCUCCGAGGAGGAGGGCUUUCCCAGGCCAAAGUUCCAGUGGUUCCGCAACUCUGAAGAGAUCCCCAUCGAUCCCAAAACCAGUCCGAGAUUCCAGAACGCCUCCUAUAGCAUGGAUACUGAGACAGGGAUGCUGAGCUUUGGAGCAGUCAGAAAGGAAGAUGAAGGCGUAUAUUUCUGUCGGGCGAAAAAUGAAGCAGGAUUUUCUGAAUGUCGACCUCAGAAGAUGGAAGUUUAUGAUUUAAAUGUGGCUGGGAUCGUGCUCGGCGUGGUUGUCGUGGUAACAGUGUUGGCACUGGUAACAGCAGGAAUCUGUUGUGCAUACAGGAGAGGGUACCUCAGCCAGCAGAAGCAGGACAAUUUCAAGGCACCAGCUAAAGGUGACGGAGUGGACUAUGUACGGACAGAAGAGGAGGGCGACUUCCGACACAAAUCCUCCUUCAUUAUCUAAGGAGGGUGAAAUAGAGCUUUGGAGGCCAAGGUCAUUCAAGGACUACCAAUCAAAACCACAGCUGCCCAUGAUCUACAGCAACAAUCACCAUGGUGAUGUCGCAUAGCAACUAAGGACAAUUUUCUUUUCUUUUCUUUUUUUUUCACAAUUCUGCUACAUAUUUUUGAAUCUAAACA
Clupea harengus (Atlantic herring) is the source of this 1122-nucleotide messenger RNA. RefSeq names its product junctional adhesion molecule 3b (gene jam3b). The record is from RefSeq and is a predicted model, not a curated record. Gene Ontology annotation, molecular function: integrin binding; protein homodimerization activity; cell-cell adhesion mediator activity. Lineage: Eukaryota; Metazoa; Chordata; Actinopteri; Clupeiformes; Clupeidae. Gene Ontology annotation, biological process: cell-cell adhesion; cell migration. Gene Ontology annotation, cellular component: plasma membrane; cell-cell contact zone; protein complex involved in cell adhesion.